Messenger RNA from Cariama cristata (Red-legged seriema), 2552 nucleotides. It is a transcript of the gene KIF23, whose product is annotated as kinesin family member 23. Gene Ontology annotation, biological process: microtubule-based movement. Gene Ontology annotation, molecular function: microtubule motor activity; ATP binding; microtubule binding. The record is from RefSeq and is a predicted model, not a curated record. The annotation marks the transcript as partial. Lineage: Eukaryota; Metazoa; Chordata; Aves; Cariamiformes; Cariamidae. Gene Ontology annotation, cellular component: kinesin complex; nucleus; microtubule. The transcript has 20 exons.
CCCCUCCCCGCCUUUCCCCUCCAGGUGUACUGCAGGGUGCGGCCUCUCAGCCGUCCGGACCAGGAGUGCUGCAUCGAGGUGAUCAACGAGACCACGGUGCAGAUCCACCCGCCCGACGGAUACAGGAUAUUCCGCAACGGGGAGUACCGGGAGACGCAGUAUUCAUUUAAAGAAGUGUUUGGCACCCUUGUUGUUCAGAAGGAGCUUUUUGAUGUGGUGGCUAAACCUCUAGUGGAAGAUCUCAUUCGUGGGAAAAAUGGUCUUCUUUUUACAUACGGCGUGACAGGCAGUGGGAAAACACACACCAUGACAGGAUCUCCUGGUGAUGGAGGACUUCUCCCACGGUGUUUGGAUAUGAUCUUCAACAGCAUAGGACCAUUCCAGGCCAAGCGAUUUGUUUUUAAGCUUGAUGACAAGAAUGGUGUGGAUGUUCAGUGUGAAGUAGAUGCUCUAUUAGAGCGCCAGAAAAGAGAUGCCAUGCCUGUGCCAAAAACUCCAUCUGGCAAGCGACAAAUAGAUCCAGAAUUUGCCGAUAUGAUCAAUGUGCAAGAUCACUGCAAAGUGGAAGAAGUUGAUGAAGAUAAUGUCUACAGUGUCUUUGUCUCCUAUAUUGAGAUCUACAACAACUACAUAUAUGACCUCUUGGAGGAAGCUCCCUUUGAACCUAUAAAACCAAAGUGGAACAAUUGCAACACUCCUGUGCGAAAUGGUGACUUUAUACCUCCACAGUCCAAAAUACUUCGUGAGGACCAGAACCACAACAUGUAUGUCACAGGAUGCACAGAAGUAGAGGUGAAAUCUACAGAAGAAGCUUUUGAAGUGUUUUGGAGAGGUCAAAAGAAGAGGCGUAUUGCAAACACUCAGCUGAAUCGAGAAUCUAGUCGCUCUCACAGUGUUUUUAUAAUAAAGUUGGCUCAGGCACCCCUGGAUGCAGAUGGAGAUAAUGUGCUACAGGAGAAAGAACAGAUCAUUUUAAGCCAACUGUCUUUGGUUGAUCUGGCUGGAAGUGAAAGAACUAAUAGAACAAAAGCUGAAGGGAACAGGUUGCGAGAAGCAGGUAAUAUUAAUCAGUCACUAAUGACAUUAAGAACAUGUAUUGAAGUUCUACGGGAAAACCAGAUGUAUGGAACAAAUAAGAUGGUUCCGUACAGAGAUUCCAAACUGACUCAUCUCUUCAAGAACUAUUUUGAUGGUGAAGGAAAAGUGCGUAUGAUUGUGUGCGUUAACCCUAAAGCUGAGGACUACGAGGAAAGCUUGCAAGUCAUGCGCUUUGCAGAAAUGACCCAGGAAGUUGAAGUUGCAAGACCUGUUGAUAGACCGCUCUGUGGUUUAACGCCAGGACGGCGCUUUAGGAAUCAGGCCUUCAGAGAGGAACUCUCACGGAAAUUGGAGAUGCGGGGUGGCCCAAUAAAUGGAGAAACAGAAGAGCAAUCUGUUUCAGAAAUGUUUUUGCAGAACUUUCCUCCGUUGCCUUCGUGUGAGCUAUUGGAUGUUAAUGAUGAUCAAACACUUCCAAAGCUUAUUGAAGUCCUGGAAAAACGCCAUAAACUACGACAAAUGUUGUCAGAGGAGUUUGCCAAAAACGUGCUUGCAUUUAAAACAAUGCUGCAAGAAUUUGACUCCAGUGUUGUAUCCAAGGAGAACUAUAUUCAAGGAAAACUGUCUGAAAAAGAGAAAACAAUAGCAGGACAGAAAACAGAGCUAGAACGCCUGGAGAAGAAAAUUAAAACUUUGGAAUACAAGAUUGAGAUUUUGGAGAAAACUGCGACAAUUUAUGAAGAAGACAAGCGUAAUCUUCAGCAAGAGCUAGAAAGCAAGAGCCAGAAAUUACAACGUCAGGCUUCUGACAAGCGUAGGUUGGAGGCACGAUUGCAAGGCAUGGUGGCAGAAACAACCAUGAAAUGGGAGAAAGAGAUAGCAGCAAAGCAACUGGAGAUGCAGAACAAACUUUGGGUCAAAGAUGAAAAACUGAAGCAACUGAAGGCCAUUGUUACUGAACCAAAAAAUGAAAAGCCAGAGAGGCCUUCAAGGGAGAGAGACCGAGAAAAGCCUGUUCAGAGAUCAGUGUCUCCUUCACCACUACCUAAUGCAACUCCAGUUCGUCUCAGACACAGACGGUCACGCUCAGCUGGGGAGAGAUGGGUAGAUCAUAAGCCACCUUCUAAUCUGCCCACUGAAACAGUCAUGCAGCCGCACGUCCCUCACGCCAUCACAGUAGCGGCUGCAAGUGAAAAAGCACUAGCUAAGUGUGACAAGUAUAUGCUGACGCACCAGGAGCUAGCCUCUGAUGGGGAGAUUGAAACAAAACUAAUUAAGGGUGACGUUUUCAAAACCAGGGGUGGUGGACAGGCCGUGCAGUUCACAGAGAUAGAGACUCUGAAGCAGGAAUCUCCAACUGGUCGAAAGCGAAGAUCAUCACCUUCCAAUCCUGACCCACCUGAGGAUACUGCAGACUCCGAAUGGACUGAUGUAGAAACCAGAUGUUCCGUGGCAGUGGAGAUGAGGGCAGGAUCAGCUCUUGGACCUGGAUAUCAGCAUCAUGCCCAGCCCAA